Morus notabilis is the source of this 4672-nucleotide messenger RNA. Its product is annotated as ABC transporter B family member 1. Gene Ontology annotation, cellular component: membrane. The record is from RefSeq and is a predicted model, not a curated record. Gene Ontology annotation, molecular function: ATP binding; ABC-type transporter activity; ATP hydrolysis activity. Bases 350 to 4441 code for a protein of 1363 amino acids. The transcript has 10 exons. NCBI's taxonomy places the organism in Eukaryota, Viridiplantae, Streptophyta, Magnoliopsida, Rosales, Moraceae. Gene Ontology annotation, biological process: transmembrane transport.
CAUCAACCAUAAGCACAAACCCAGCAACUUUUGAGGUACUACAGAAACAACAAAACACAAAACUGAGAGAGAGAGAGAGAGAGAAAGAAAGUUUGGAACUUUAGCACAACCCAAGUUACCAAAAAAAAAAAAAAAAGAGUUAAAAGUAAAAAAUUUGAGCCGAAAAAUAAAGUUAAAUAAGACCGGGGGAAAAAAAAAGAGCUCAAAAGCCAGGUAGCAGCAGCGAACAGCAGCAGUAGUAGUAGGGUGAAGAUAAUAAAGAAGAGAGAGAGAGAAGAGAGAGGGAAGAGAGAGAAAGAAAGAGGUUUUGUUCCACUGAUAAUAAAGAUAGGAAUUUUUAUUUAUAUUUAUGCAAAUGUCACAAGAUUCUCAGGAGAUAAAGACGAUUGAGCAGUGGAAAUGGUCCGAAAUGCAAGGCCUGGAGCUCCUUGUUUCUUCUUCUUCUCCUCCAUAUAAAACCAACCCAAUUACAACAACGCCACAAGAAGAAGGAGAACAACACCAACAAAAUCGACAAGAAGAGGAGAAAACGACAAUGGAGAAGAGUGGUGAAUCCUCUGCUGAUCCAGCACCGGAGAAGAAGGAGAAAGACUCUGGUAGUACUAGUGGCAAUGGAGGAGGGAAGAGUGAGGGAAUUUCCCCAGUCGGGUUCGGGGAGUUAUUCAGAUUUGCCGAUGGUCUGGACUAUGUUUUGAUGACAAUUGGGUCGGUCGGAGCAAUCGUCCAUGGCUGCUCUCUGCCGCUCUUUCUCCGAUUCUUCGCCGAUCUCGUCAAUUCUUUUGGCUCCAAUGCCAAUAACGUUGACAAGAUGAUGCAAGAGGUCCUCAAGUACGCAUUGUACUUUCUCGUCGUUGGAGCUGCAAUAUGGGCGUCCUCAUGGGCUGAGAUAUCUUGUUGGAUGUGGACGGGAGAGAGGCAAUCGACGAGGAUGAGAAUCAAGUAUCUUGAAGCCGCUCUGAACCAAGACAUUCAGUAUUUCGACACUGAAGUCCGAACCUCCGACGUCGUUUUCGCCAUUAACACCGACGCCGUUUUAGUCCAAGACGCCAUUAGCGAGAAGCUGGGGAAUUUUGUUCACUACAUGGCCACAUUUGUGUCUGGUUUUGUGGUGGGUUUCACUGCUGUGUGGCAAUUAGCUCUGGUCACUCUUGCUGUUGUUCCUCUCAUAGCAGUAAUCGGAGGAAUCCACACAACCACACUGGCAAAACUCUCUGGAAAGAGCCAAGAUGCUUUGUCUCAAGCUGGGAAUGUUGUUGAACAGACAGUUGUGCAAAUUCGUGUGGUUAUGGCGUUUGUUGGGGAAUCAAGAGCUCUACAAGCUUAUUCCAGUGCAUUGAGGAUUGCCCAGAGGCUUGGUUACAAGAGUGGAUUUGCAAAGGGAAUGGGACUUGGUGCCACUUACUUUGUGGUCUUUUGCUGUUACGCCCUCUUGCUUUGGUAUGGAGGUUAUCUGGUUAGGCACCAUUACACUAAUGGAGGACUUGCCAUCGCCACUAUGUUUGCAGUUAUGAUAGGUGGACUUGCGUUGGGUCAAUCUGCACCAAGCAUGGGUGCAUUUACAAAGGCUAAAGUUGCAGCUGCGAAAAUUUUCCGGGUAAUUGAUCACAAGCCAGGAAUUGACCGGAACAGCGACUCAGGGUUGGAGCUAGAUUCGGUGACGGGUCUUGUGGAGCUGCAAAACGUGGACUUUUCGUAUCCAGCGAGGCCAGAGGUUCGCAUCCUUAACAAUUUCUGCCUGAGCGUCCCGGCCGGGAAGACCAUAGCUUUGGUUGGCAGCAGUGGCUCUGGUAAGAGCACUGUGGUCUCUCUCAUUGAGAGAUUCUAUGAUCCCACCUCAGGACAAGUUCUUCUAGAUGGGCAUGACAUAAAGACAUUGAAACUGAGAUGGCUAAGACAGCAAAUCGGACUUGUGAGCCAAGAGCCUGCCUUAUUUGCUACAACCAUUAAAGAAAACAUACUUUUGGGUAGGCCUGAUGCAGACCAAGUUGAAAUUGAAGAAGCUGCAAGAGUUGCAAAUGCUCACUCUUUCAUUAUCAAGCUUCCUGAUGGUUUUGACACUCAGGUAGGGGAGAGGGGAUUGCAGCUCUCUGGAGGGCAGAAACAGCGGAUAGCCAUAGCAAGGGCAAUGCUGAAAAACCCUGCAAUCUUGUUAUUAGAUGAGGCAACAAGUGCUUUGGACUCUGAGUCUGAGAAGUUGGUACAAGAGGCCCUUGAUCGGUUCAUGAUAGGGCGGACGACACUUGUCAUUGCCCAUCGCCUCUCAACCAUUCGCAAGGCUGACCUUGUGGCUGUGCUGCAGCAAGGGUCUGUUUCCGAAAUCGGAACCCAUGACGAACUCAUUGCUAAAGGAGAAAAUGGCAUGUAUGCCAAGCUCAUAAGAAUGCAGGAGAUGGCACACGAGACUGCUCUCAACAAUGCCAGGAAGAGUAGCGCUAGGCCUUCUAGUGCCAGAAACUCAGUUAGCUCACCAAUAAUUGCUCGAAAUUCCUCAUAUGGUCGAUCACCAUACUCCCGCCGGCUGUCUGACUUCUCCACUUCUGAUUUUAGUCUUUCUCUUGAUGCCUCGUACCCCAAUUACCGGCUUGAAAAGCUUCCCUUCAAGGAGCAAGCUAGUUCUUUCUGGCGCCUGGCGAAAAUGAAUUCACCUGAAUGGGUUUACGCUUUAGUUGGUUCCAUUGGUUCUAUUGUUUGUGGCUCUCUAAGUGCAUUCUUUGCAUAUGUCCUUAGUGCUGUUCUCAGUGUUUACUACAACCCUGAUCACGCUUACAUGAUCAAACAAAUCGGAAAGUAUUGCUAUCUGUUGAUCGGGCUUUCAUCGGCGGCACUUCUCUUCAACACGCUACAACAUUUCUUCUGGGACAUUGUGGGAGAGAACCUCACGAAACGCGUGAGGGAGAAAAUGCUGGCAGCCGUGCUGAAAAAUGAAAUGGCAUGGUUCGAUCAGGAGGAAAAUGAGAGUGCUAGAGUUGCAGCAAGGCUGGCUCUUGAUGCCAACAAUGUUAGAUCAGCCAUAGGAGACAGGAUUUCGGUAAUUGUACAGAACACAGCGCUUAUGUUAGUCGCAUGCACAGCCGGUUUCGUUCUUCAGUGGCGUCUUGCCCUUGUACUCGUAGCUGUCUUCCCUGUGGUCGUUGCGGCCACUGUUUUACAGAAAAUGUUUAUGACUGGUUUCUCUGGAGACCUUGAAGCUGCCCAUGCCAAGGGUACCCAACUAGCUGGGGAGGCCAUAGCCAACGUGAGGACUGUUGCCGCCUUCAAUUCAGAGGAAAAAAUUGUUGGUCUUUUCACCACCAACCUCGAGACUCCGCUACGCCGCUGCUUCUGGAAGGGUCAGAUUGCUGGAAGUGGAUUUGGGGUAGCUCAGUUUGCACUCUAUGCUUCUUAUGCUCUUGGUCUUUGGUACGCUUCAUGGCUUGUAAAGCACGGUGUCUCUGAUUUCUCAAAGACCAUCAGAGUUUUCAUGGUCCUAAUGGUCUCUGCCAAUGGAGCAGCCGAGACGCUGACCUUAGCUCCUGAUUUCAUCAAGGGUGGUCGAGCUAUGCAAUCAGUAUUUGAACUUCUUGAUCGCAAAACUGAAAUAGAACCUGAUGACCCUGAUGCCACGGCAGCUCCUGACCGGCUGCGUGGAGAGGUUGAAUUCAAACAUGUGGACUUCUCUUAUCCUACUCGCCCUGACGUCCCCAUCUUCCGUGACCUCACUCUGCGCGCUCGAGCAGGAAAAACUCUUGCGCUUGUUGGUCCUAGUGGGUGUGGGAAGAGCUCGGUUAUUGCAUUGGUACAGCGGUUCUAUGACCCAACAUCAGGCAGGAUCAUGAUUGACGGGAAAGACAUUAGAAAGUACAAUCUCAAGUCACUCAGAAAGCACAUUGCAGUGGUGCCUCAGGAGCCGUGUCUUUUUGCUACAACCAUAUACGAAAACAUUGCAUACGGGCAUGAAUUCGCGACUGAGGCGGAAAUCAUAGAGGCUGCAACUUUGGCCAAUGCCCACAAGUUUGUAUCCUCGUUGCCUGAUGGAUACAAAACUUUUGUUGGUGAGAGAGGAGUCCAAUUAUCUGGGGGACAGAAACAAAGAAUUGCGAUUGCCCGGGCAUUGGUGAGGAAGGCAGAGCUUAUGCUGCUCGAUGAGGCCACUAGCGCACUCGAUGCUGAGUCUGAAAGAUCCGUUCAAGAGGCUCUAGAGCGCGCCUGCUCGGGAAAGACAACAAUUGUGGUUGCACACAGGCUUUCAACCAUUAGGAAUGCCCAUGUCAUUGCAGUGAUUGAUGAUGGGAAAGUGGCUGAGCAAGGAUCACACUCCCAUCUAUUAAAGAAUUACCCUGAUGGGUGUUAUGCAAGAAUGAUACAACUACAAAGGUUCACACACAGCCAGGUUAUUGGAAUGGCCUCAAGUUCAACUUCUUCAGCAAGACCAAAAGAAGAUGAGGAAAGAGAAGGCAAGUAAAGGUGAACAAACAUACCAGUAAAAAAAAAAAAAGGAGUAUAUUCAUCCAUAUACGCCUUGUGAUUUUUUUGGUUUUGUUUUGUUUUUCUCUUUCUUAUUUUGGUAUAGUAUGUCUAUUAUCCCUCCUUUUUUAAUCUCUUACCGCAUAUGUUGUCUUUAUGGACCUCUCAAGGACAAUGAUAACAAGCAAUACGUAAGAUUGAAAUAGAUGAUAACAUAGAGUUAAUGACA